Molecule: messenger RNA, 921 nt
Organism: Didymella exigua CBS 183.55
Lineage: Eukaryota; Fungi; Ascomycota; Dothideomycetes; Pleosporales; Didymellaceae
Exons: 1
Coding region: 150-701 (183 amino acids)
Source: RefSeq, a predicted model, not a curated record
UGAGGUGUUGAUCUGAACACUGUGUUAUCCUGCUUUUCGAGUGUCUCUGUCGUCCCUUAUCUUUACACGUCUAGUCUCCGCGAUACAAUGGACAGAUAGGCGUGAGAUGUGUCAACUGUCUAUACUUUGUCCAACAAACACGAGUCAUCAUGGUAGCUGCACCGUUAGCCAUUCGAAAGCAUACAUGCGUGUACCAUGGUUUCGACACAGUAUUCAACACUUCCGCUGUAGAGAUACCCUAUGUGGGUACGGAUCUGCACCAUGGACAUGGGCGACGGGAGCAGGACCGUGGAACAGAUACAGAGCUCGACACCUCACGCCGAACUGCCUCAUUCGGAGACGGCCAACGGGAGCACAACCGUGGAAUGCAUACAGAGCUCGACACUUCACGGCGAAUUGCUGCAUAUGGAGAUGCGUACUGCUGGCUCGUGUGGGCGAUGUUCCACGUCGUUCCGUGGUACCAGAGACCCGGACGUGUCGUGUCAUGUCGAGGCGCGUGUGAUCGUUUCGUCUGCAGGAGUACAACCGUGGUUUGGCCACCGUCUUCGAUGGUUGUGAGUCGAACAUGCCCCUUGUGGCCGCCGUGGCGAUUUAAAAUGAGACUUCAACCGUGGAAGUACCGCAGUCGGCCACGUUUUGGGGCAAACUUGCCUUGUGCGGACGGUCUGGUUGCUAGCUCGCGUGGCGCUUCUCUACAGUGACCAUGGGACGCAAUCUGUCAUGGGGGCCAUGUUUCGCAUCACGGGGUUGUCUCCAGAUGUUGAACCGCGGUAGCUGUACUGCGACAGAUGCUUUCGAUGAUAACUUGCCCGAUGCGGCUGCAUGUGAAGAUUGUGUGGGGGAAGGCAACCGUGGAAUGUUGGCAGUUUUCCAUGGCUUCUUCAGGAUUGCCUGAAUGCGUAACUACACUAAUUAUAGGGG